CUGAAAAAAGAAUGUUAGCAUGUCUUUCCCCCCUGCAUGUACCUUAAAUAUCUUCCAUGCAGUUCACAUGGUUUAAUUUUAGAUGCCGCACGGGGCAGGAGCAAACCAUCUCUAGCUGAAGUCAAAGUCGGAGGCUUCCCAGUUUGUUCUGUCCUGAGUCACAGGUUGGACAGAAAUUACCAUUCCCGUUGAUACCAGCAGAAGAUAGAAACUACAGAGAUGUCUGACAGUAGAGACCUUGAUGAUCUCAAUGAGGAGGACAUUGAUGAGGAUGAAAUCCUUGCCAUGCUUUCACCGGAGGAGCUUAAGGAGCUCCAGAGUGAGAUGGAUGUUAUUAUUGCCCCAGAUGAGAGUGUGCCGGUAGGACAGAGACAGAAGGACCAGACAGAGAAACCUCCAACAGGGACGUUCGACCACAGAUCUCUGGUUGAUUACCUUUACUGGGAGAAAGAGUCCAACCGUAUGCUCGAGGAGGAAAGAGUGCCUGCUACUCUGCUGCCCAGUGAGAAAAAGAGAGAGGAAACGGAAAAGGAAGAAAUUGAAGAAAGCUCAGAAAAUGUGAAAUAUGAAGUUUAUGAAGUGAUAGAGGAAAUCGUUGAGGAGGAAACUGCAGAUUGUGCAGAUGGAGAGGAAAUUAUAGAGGAGAUAAUUGAGGAAAUAGUUGAAGAAGUUUAUGAGAAGGAUGAAACAGACAAAGUGAUCGAUGUGGAUAAUAAGGAUGAGGCGAAGCUACCUGUGGAGGACAAACCUGAAAAUACUGACAAACAUGAAGAGCCUCCGCAGAACACAGAAAAAGCAGCAGGAGACAAUGCAGGUAACAAUCAGUCUUUGCCAGACACAAAGGAGAAGACUGAGAAUUCAGUCUCAAAACUCAACACAGAACAGAAAGAGGAAAAUACAAGCAAAGAAAGUUUACCUACUCAAGAAGCUCCAGAAGCAACAGACACAAAUGAAACCACUGAUAAGCUGCCACCGAAAGAAGAGAGAAAAAUUAACAAAUUAAAAAUUCCAAAGUUGGCACUCAAUAAUAUAAAAAUGACAUCAAGACCUUCGGGGAAUGAGACAAACUUGGAGUCGACGCUUGACAAGAUGCGCAAUAACAACCCAUCGGUCACUGAGGUGAACCUCAACAACAUAGAAAACAUUCCCAAAGAGAUGCUCCUGGACUACGUCAACGCCUUGAAGAAGAAUAAACAUGUGAAAACAUUCAGUAUAGCAAACACCGGUGUGGACGAAAACAUUGCUUUCAGCCUGGCCAACAUGUUACGAGAGAAUCGCAGCAUUACGACUCUGAACAUCGAGUCCAACUUCAUAACCGGAAAGGGCAUCGUCGCCAUCAUCCGCUGCCUCCAGUUCAAUGAGACUCUCACCGAGUUGCGUUUUCACAAUCAGAGGCACAUGCUGGGUCACCAUGCAGAGAUGGAGAUUUCCCGCCUGCUCAAGGCCAACAACACGCUGCUAAAGAUGGGCUACCACUUUGAGCAGCCGGGGCCGAGGAUGGUGGUGACCAACCUUUUAACCAGGAAUCUGGAUCGCCAGAGGCAGCUGAGGAAGGAGGAGCAGAAGCAGCAGCAGCUGAAGGAGCAGAGGGAGCUGAUGCACAUGUAUGAGAACAGCCUUAACCUACCUCCUGGUUUACUGGAGAUGCUGGGAUACAUACCUCCUCUAGAACUCCUACAGGAGCGUGGACUAGUCCCACCCUCAGCAGAGCUGGACGCUGGACCCAAGACGCACCAUCAGGCAGAGCAGCCAGAGAAACAGAAGCAGAUCAAACACAAAAGCAUUCCCAAACAACGAAGUGCUGAACCAGCAAACCCAUUAAGAGACGUCCAGCUGAAGAGGACCCCCAAGAAACGGGAUCCAUUUCUGGACCUGGACCCGAGGGAUAACAGCAGACCAGAGAGGGCAAGUUUCCAACUGAGAAAGACUCCCAAAGUGAAGGAUGCAGGCAGUGAAGGGAUGGUAGAUGAACAACCCAACCUUACUGAUGUAAUAAAGACUCUGAAACCCGUCCCUCGCAGACGAGUGGCUCCAAAGGUGGACCUCACACCUCGAGAUCAGCUCCUGAACGAAAUCAAGAAGAGCAACGUCGCCUAUCUCAAAGCUGUGCCACUCCCCAAAGCCCUGGAAUCAAGUGAAACAAGUCUCCUCUGAGACUCUAAGACUCCAUCAUACUGUAUGUUUAUUUUACACAUACUUUGUAUUAGUCACUCCUCAAGAGCAGGGCAAAUUAUGAGUUAACUAUAUUAUCAUUACAUAGGAAGAGUUUGGGUUGGUUGUUGUUCCACUGUGUUCUCUCAAUAAAUGCUAUGGUCUUGAGAAAGUCAUAACAUUAACAUUAUAUCAUAUAUUAAUUUUACAUUAACAUGUUACUACUGUCAUCAUUUGCUUUUGCUUGAAUACAUAGCAUGGUAAAAAUGCUGGUUCUUCACAAUGUCUAGCAACAAUUUCUUUGCGAUAAAAACUCAUUAAUAAAAAGGCUUGUUUGAUUAAAUGUUAGACUAUUAACUUUGGCACAAAGCAAAUCAAUGUAUUUGUAUUUUGCUACAUAAAAUCCUUCUACUUUUUGCUUUGGGA
Amphiprion ocellaris (clown anemonefish) is the source of this 2577-nucleotide messenger RNA. It is a transcript of the gene lmod3, whose product is annotated as leiomodin 3 (fetal). Bases 220 to 2154 code for a protein of 644 amino acids. Lineage: Eukaryota; Metazoa; Chordata; Actinopteri; Pomacentridae. The transcript has 3 exons. Gene Ontology annotation, molecular function: tropomyosin binding. The record is from RefSeq and is a predicted model, not a curated record. Gene Ontology annotation, cellular component: myofibril; striated muscle thin filament. Gene Ontology annotation, biological process: muscle contraction; myofibril assembly; pointed-end actin filament capping.